Messenger RNA from Carlito syrichta (Philippine tarsier), 3071 nucleotides. RefSeq names its product nicastrin (gene NCSTN). Lineage: Eukaryota; Metazoa; Chordata; Mammalia; Primates; Tarsiidae. The coding region runs from base 335 to 2461 and encodes 708 amino acids. The transcript has 17 exons. Gene Ontology annotation, cellular component: membrane. Gene Ontology annotation, biological process: Notch receptor processing; protein processing. The record is from RefSeq and is a predicted model, not a curated record.
CCUCCUCUCCCGUGUCAGCACCGCCCCUGACAUCCAGCCUCCAUGUUCGUCCUUUUCUUGUCCACUACCUUUGACCCGCGCGCUCUUGGUCUCGAAUUUGGUUAGCAUCCUUCAGGCCUCCGACUUCGACGUCUCACUAGGCGCCCCGCCACUCCCUGCAGUUGUUCGGACGCUUCCACGUCAGCGACCCUCGGCCGCGGCUCCCGGAAGCUCCUCCAGACACGAACUUCCGGUCUCUGGAGCUCCGGGCCACCGAGACGCCGUCAGUAGAAGCCUAGAGGGGCCGCUGUCUGAGGGGAGGGGAACUGAGGCUUCCGCUCAGCUGAGAGGCAAGAUGGCCACGGCUGGGGGCGGCUCUGGGGCUGACCCGGGAAGUCGGGGUCUUCGCCUCCUGUCUUUCUGCGUCCUACUGGCAGGUUUGUGCAGGGGAAAUUCAGUGGAGAGGAAGAUCUAUAUCCCCUUAAAUAAAACGGCUCCUUGUGUCCGUCUGCUCAAUGCUACUCAUCAGAUUGGCUGUCAGUCUUCAAUUAGUGGGGACACGGGGGUCAUCCACGUGGUGGAGAAAGAAGAAGACCUGCAGUGGGUGUUGACCGAUGGCCCCAACCCCCCUUACAUGGUUCUGCUGGAGGACAGGCUCUUUAAAAGGGACCUAAUGGAGAAGCUGAAGGGCAGAACCAGCCGAAUUGCUGGUCUUGCAGUGUCCUUGACCAAGCCCAGUCCCACCUCAGGCUUCUCUCCUAGUGUGCAGUGCCCAAAUGAUGGUUUUGGUGUGUAUUCCAACUCCUAUGGGCCAGAGUUUGCUCACUGCAGAAAAAUACAGUGGAACUCCCUGGGCAAUGGCUUGGCUUAUGAAGAUUUUAGUUUCCCCAUCUUUCUUCUUGAAGAUGAAAAUGAAACUAAAGUCAUCAAGCAGUGCUAUCGGGAACACAACCUGAAUGAGAACGGCUCGGCCCCAGCUUUCCCGCUGUGCGCCAUGCAACUCUUCUCGCACAUGCAUGCCGUCGUCAGCACCGCCACCUGUAUGCGGCGCAGCUCCAUCCAGAGCACCUUCAGCAUCAACCCAGAAAUCGUCUGUGACCCCCUGUCUGACUACAAUGUGUGGAGCAUGCUCAAGCCUAUUAAUACAUCUGGGACAUUGAAGCCUGAUGACAGGGUUGUGGUUGCUGCUACUCGGCUGGACAGUCGUUCUUUCUUCUGGAACGUGGCCCCAGGGGCUGAAAGCGCAGUCGCCUCCUUCGUCACCCAGCUGGCUGCGGCUGAAGCUCUGCAGAAGGCACCUGAUGCAGCAGCCCUGCCCCGCAAUGUCAUGUUUGUCUUCUUCCAGGGGGAAACUUUUGACUACAUUGGCAGCUCUAGAAUGGUCUAUGAUAUGGAGAAGGGCAAGUUUCCUGUGCAGUUGGAGAACAUUGACUCAUUUGUGGAGCUGGGGCAGGUGGCCUUAAGAACUUCGCUAGAGCUUUGGAUGCACACAGAUCCCAUGUCUCAGAAAAAUGAGUCCGUACGAAAUCAGGUGGAGGACCUUCUGGCCACACUGGAGAGGAGUGGUGCUGGUGUCCCUGCUGUCAUCCUCAGGAGGCCAAAUCAGUCCCAGCCUCUCCCACCAUCUUCUCUGCAGCGAUUUCUUCGAGCUCGAAACAUCUCGGGCGUUGUUCUGGCUGACCACCUUGCUGCCUUCCAUAACAACUAUUACCAGAGCAUUUACGACAGUGCUGAGAACAUUAACAUGAGCUAUCCUGAAUGGCUAAGCCCUGAAGAGGACCUGAACUUCGUGACAGACACUGCCAAGGCCCUGGCAGAUGUGGCCACGGUGCUGGGACGUGCGCUGUAUGAGCUUGCAGGAGGAACCAACUUCAGCGACUCUAUUCGGGCUGAUCCCCACACGGUUACCCGCCUGCUCUACGGGUUCCUGGUUAGAGCCAACAACUCAUGGUUCCGGUCCAUCCUCAGGCAGGACCUGUGGUCCUACUUGGGUGACGGACCUCUUCAACAUUACAUCGCUGUCUCCAGUCCCACCAAUGCCACUUACAUCGUGCAGUAUGCCUUGGCAAAUCUGACUGGCAAGGUGCUCAAUCUUACCCGAGAGCAGUGUCAAGACCCAAGCAAAGUCCCAAGUGAAAACAAGGAUCUGUAUGAGUACUCCUGGGUCCAGGGCCCUUUGACUUCCAACGAGACAGACAGGCUCCCCCGGUGUGUGCGCUCCACUGCCCGGCUGGCCAGGGCCUUGUCCCCAGCCUUUGAGCUGAGUCAGUGGAGCUCUACUGAAUACUCCACAUGGACUGAGAGCCGCUGGAAAGACAUCCGUGCCCGGAUAUUCCUAAUCGCCAGCAAAGAGCUUGAGUUUAUCACCCUCAUGGUGGGCUUCGGCAUCCUCGCCUUCUCUCUCGUCAUCACCUACUGCAUCAAUGCCAAAGCUGAUGUCCUGUUCAUUACGCCCCGGGAGCCAGGAGCCGUGUCCUACUGAGGGGCACCCAGCUUGUCCUGCCUUCCCAGAUCAUUUCUUUCACAACGGUCUGUCAGUCACUGGAACCUCUCUAAGCCUGUCUCAGGCUAGGAGUAACAUAAAGGAGUAGAACUGUCCAAAAAGACAGGAGAGGUGAAUCUGUCGCCUCCACCCCUCAACCCCCCAGCUCCCCCGUCCUCUUCCUUCCCUGCCCUUGGCAGAUUGCAGGAUUACAGACAGAAGUUUCUGGCUCCUGUGUACUGCUAGUUCUCCACCCUAGCUUCCCUUCUACGGGAGCCCUCUUUCCAUCCUGUCCUGUAUCCCCCCCCAUCCCCACCCCCGUCUCCAACCACCUCCUGACCAGGAGAAAGGACAUAAAGGGUUGAAUGUCAGGGUCCAGCUGCACUGAACCCCUGGGGAGACUAGGGCAGCUCUGGGCUGAGCCUGCCUCCUUCCCACCGUCCUUUCCUGGGUCUCAGAUGCGCAUCAGGGUGGGUGUGCUGCCAGGUGGGUAUCCCACCUCCAGCCCACUGUGCUCAUGUGUACUUUUUAUUAAGCUGUAAUAAUCUAUUUUUUUCUUUUUGUAUAUAUAUAAAUAGUAAGUUUCAUUAAAAUAGAUGACCCCACAUGA